GCCAUAAGCUGGUCACACCUGUCGUUAGAUUGUUUUUGCAUCAGAGUAUAAUUUUUGCGAAAAAGUGCCCCCAACAGAAUGUAAUUUGUGUUUUGACUUUGCUAAAUGACAAUUCAACAAGGAUACUCUACUGCCAUCGUAAAUGAUCAGAAGUCAUAUCUCCAGGGACCUGAUUUUAGGGUCCCGUGCCAUUGUAAACUUUUCGCGUGUGCCUGUACUGGAAAGGAGCGUCUGAUAAGCAGACCCCCAAGACCCUGGCCGAGUCCAAGCCAACAAUGGCUCCAUAGCAGUGUGAACAACCAUUGCCAAACAUUCGCCAUUCGCCAACUACACAUUUAAAACAAAAACGUAACACCAACGCACUCAGACAUGUGCACCGUGCAGCUAAUCUUUUGUAAAUAAACUGCGUCCACAUCUAUUGUGAACGGGCACAUUUUCUCGGUCACGUACGCCGCCGAGCUCCUCGUAUCUAAUAUCGGUGCGGGUGGCUGCCACUUAUCACCAGCAUAGGUGAUUCUCGCAUCUAAGCGGGACGCCAGGUACGAGCCUGCAGCUUUGGACAGCCGCACCACCACCGAGUGCUGAGCGCCAGCGACCGGUCAACGGUUCUAGAUCGGGACAGCGGUCGAUGAGAGAAUAGAGACACAUCCAAAGGGAAUAGAAUGAAAAUGUCAGACAUACCGCGGAUUAUGGUCUUCCGGCCCACCUGGGAGGAGUUCAAGGACUUUCCCAAAUACGUUGCCUACAUGGAGUCCCAGGGCGCGCACAAGGCCGGACUGGCCAAGGUGGUGCCGCCGCCGGAGUGGGUGCCGCGUCGCAGUGGCUAUGCCGAUCUGGACGCCCUCAAUGUCACGAUACCGGCGCCCAUCUGCCAGGUGGUCACCGGCAAGCAGGGCUACUACCAACAGAUCAAUAUCCAGAAGAAGCCGCUCACCGUGAAGCAGUUCAGCGAGCUGGCCAGCACCGAGCGAUAUGCCACACCGAAGCACUUUGACUUUGAGGACCUGGAGCGCAAGUACUGGAAGAACAUAACCUAUGUGGCGCCCAUUUACGGGGCGGAUGUCAGCGGCAGCAUCACAGACACCGACCAGGAUAGCUGGAACAUAAACCGUCUGGGCACCAUCCUGGAUUUCGUGAACAAGGACUAUAAUAUCCAGAUAGAUGGCGUCAACACCGCCUACCUGUACUUUGGGAUGUGGAAGACGACGUUUGCAUGGCACACGGAGGACAUGGACCUCUAUUCGAUCAAUUACCUGCACUUCGGAGCGCCGAAGACGUGGUACGUGGUGCCGCCGGAGUACGGCCGGCGGCUGGAGAAGGUGGCCAACCAGUAUUUCCCGGCUAGCUAUAAGAACUGCAAUGCCUACCUGCGUCACAAGAUGACGCUAAUCUCACCGCAGAUUCUCAAGCAGCACAAUGUGCCAGUUAGCAAGAUCACGCAGGAGGCGGGGGAGAUAAUGAUCACUUUCCCAUUCGGCUACCAUGCUGGGUUCAAUCACGGGUUCAACUGUGCCGAGUCCACCAACUUUGCGAUGGAGCGUUGGAUCGAGUACGGGAAGAGGGCGGUGCAGUGCACCUGCAGCAAUGACAUGGUCAAAAUCUCAAUGGACACGUUCGUCAAGCGGUUCCAGAACGAACGCUAUGACCUCUGGCUGGAGGGGCGGGAUGUCGGCCGGCAUCCGGAGGAUCCGCCGAACGGGGUGCCCUCCGCAGCGCCACUGCCCCCGCACCUAGACGUCCUGCUGUGUGAUAAGAAAAUGAAGAAGCAGUGCAACCCCACCAAGGCCAAGAGCUUUAAGGAGCGUAAUCCUGACCUAGAUCUGGACGAGAUCCAGCAGAAUCCGAACGUGCCCGACGAUGUCAAGGCCAUGCUGAAGGAGAGCGUGCUCACGCUCGACACCACUGACCUGGGUGUGGACGAUGGCGACUUUGCCGGCGAGGAGGCUAUGAGCCUGCAGAGUCCGGCCGACUUUAAGACCAAACAGGAGCUGUUGGAGUACAUAGACGAUGGCACAGAAGAUGACGACGAGGAGGAGGACUUCAAGCGGCGCAAGCAGAAGCGGAAGUACGACGCCGACUACGACGACGACUGGCUAGCUUCCAAGCGGCGGACGAAUUCGCGCAACAGCAGCCGAGGUCGGAGCCCGCGCACCAAGGACGACCGCUCCAUUUCCCCGGCCUCGUCCACCUCCUCGACGUCGCGGGGCGCGAGACGCGGCAAGGUCGGCAGCACGCCCCGCAAGACGCCGGCGAGACGGAAAAAGGAUCCCAUUGCCACAUCGCCGGCAGCCGGCACAGUGGCUGCAUCACCAGCGCCGCCACCACCGCCUGCCGCAGCCACUGCACCACCACCAGCAGCGUCAGCGGCAGCUACACCCACACCAGUAACACCAGCCACGCGAACAGCAACAACAACAACAACAACAACAACAACAGCCAUUGCAACAACAACUGGCAGCGAUGGCGGCAGAGAUGCCAAAAAGGAGCAGCAAUCGCUGCAGUUUAUGCAACAGCCACGCAAGUUCGAGGGCAAGAUACCAAAGCUAAGUCCCCCGGUCGAAACCGAACCAUCCACAUCCAAGUCUAGUCAGGAGCAACAGCAACAGCAGCAGCAGCAAAAGAUCUACGUCAGCAUGUUGCCCGUAGCCACCACCCUCAACGGCAUUCCACAGCAGCAGCAGCAACAACAGCAGCAAUAUGGUAGCACGGAUGGUUCCGUCUACCAGCUGCAGAACGAAUUGGACAUGCAAAUGGACUGUGAUGCAAAUAGACAGGCUGUAGCAGCCGCCACGGCCACAUAUCAGACCACGGCCAGGAGUCCACAGCAACAGCAGCAGCAACACCAACAGCAGCAGCAACAAAGUGUUGCAACCAGCACAGCGAAUGUUGCCGACAAUGUGGUCACAACUAUUAGUUCGUCCUCCAUCCUGCACACGAACGGCAACGGCAACGUCAACGUCAACGGAGUGGACACGAGUGGCCAGUACCACUACAUCACCACCACCGGCGAGGAUGGACAAACACCGACCACCAUAGUGUUCGAGAACUACAACGGCGCCACCGCCGCCGCACCCACGCCCGUCUCCGUCUCGGUAACCGGGCAGCAGGCCAGCACGCCUGCGACAACGACCACCACUGCCCUGGUCAACACCGACGGCACCAUCAUCGAGUUCGACGGCAGCACCUACGAGGAGUACCACGUGCUGAAGAGCGAGCCCGGCAGCAGCGAUUGCCUCAGCAACGGCAGCAGCGCCGUGGCCGCGGACAUCAUCAAGUACGAGCCGCAGCACGGCAUGGCCGUCGAGGAGGACGAUGACGAGGAGAGCAUGCUGCACGUCAAGUACGAGGAGCAGAGCCUCGAGCACGAUCCCGAUCAGGAUCACGAGUACGAGGACUACCAGGUGAUGAAGGCUGAGGUCGAGGCAGAGGCUGCCGAGCAGGCUGCCGGCACCACCAGCUACACGAUCAGCGGCCAGGCCAACACAACGCCCACAUCGACGGUGUCCUCGAUGGUGCCGAAGUCCGGAUCGGCGGCAGCUGCCAAACAGAAACGGAAACGGAAAACGCGCGUCAUCGCCGACGACGAGCAGGGCGAGUAUCUGGAGAAGAUGAGUGUCCGGGGCCUGGACAUAGCCCGCUACGAGCACAUCAUCGACGGGGUAGCUUACUGCCUGGUGUGCGCCAAGAACGACAUCUUCAAGACGUUCAAGAACAAGUACAGCUUUCAGCGGCACGCCUACCUCUUCCACGAGGGCCAGAACCGGAAGAUCUUCGCCUGCCCCAUCUGCAACAAGGAGUUCUCGCGGCCCGACAAGAUGAAGAUGCACAAGAAGGACAAGCACGGCGACGUGCCGAUGCCGCCCUCUGCCACCACGACGCCCCUCAAGGCGGACGGCCCGCCGGCGAAAAAGGCGCGCAACGCCCGGACACCCCGGGGCCGGAAGUCGAAGGUCGGAGACGGCAGCACGCCGGCCAAGAAGCGCCUCGCCCAGAUCGACAGUGUUCUGGACGAGGUCCAGAAUGGCGAGUCCAUCUCCAUGGCCCCGGUACCUGUCAGUCAGCAUCAGCAAUCCAUGCAGCACAGCCUUACCAGCACCCUGGCCCCGACGACGCCCGCUCAACCGCAACAGCAGCAGCUCCAGACCCUGCCGUCGCUAGACUUCAGCGGGAUGAUCCUGCCGGGUGGAGCUCAACUGGCGUUAGCCAACCCGGGGGCCACCAGCUCCAUGGGACUGCAACGCGGACCGGGCACGCCCAACGGCGGCCAGGCUGGGGCGCCCACAACGACACUGAUAUACUCCAACCAGCUGGAACUGCAACAGGCGUUGCUGCAACAACAGCUGCACGGCCAAAGCAUAAUGAUCCAGGACCAGGCCGGCAACCUUGUGCCCCUCCAGCUGGACGGCUCGCAGGCGAUCUACACGACGGCGCCGGCAGCUCCGCAGGCACAGCGCAGCCAACCCACAACGGCCACAUAUCAGACAGCCCAGCAACAGCAGCAACAGCAACAACAACAGCAGCAGCAGCAACAGCAGCUGGUGCAGCAGCAGACGCUGAAGGUGCCUUCGAGUCAAGCCCAGCAACCCCACUACGAACUGGACAACGUGACCUACCUGAGCUCCACGUCGGCUGCCACACCGGCGGCGGCCGAGCAGCAGCAACAGCACCAGCAACACGUCAUCGGCACGGUCCAGAGCUACCAAAUCCUGACGCCCGAUGGCCUGCAGAGCUUCCAGCCGAAACUGGAGGCCGCCGAGCUGGGUGACCUGUGCCCCUACUCGCAGUACACCUUCACCACGCAUACCGGAGCCCAGCCGACGCUGAAUGCGAACGCCCUGGACGCACAAACGCAGCAGCAACACCACCAGCAGUCGCAACACCACCAGCAGCAACACCAGCAGACGCACCUGCAGCUGCAGCAACCGUUCGCCACGCACCACAAUCCGCACCAGCAGUUCAUGGAGCUGAAGAACGAGCUGCUGAUCAAGGGCAGCGACACCUACGCCCUGGACACCGCCUCCAUGUACCAUCUGCCCUUCUCGCCCACCUCGAUGAUCAAUGCGGUGAACGAUGUGAACACCUCGUCCCUGCUGGAGACCAAAGAAAUUAGCAGCGGCGGCAAUCCCGUGGCCUUGGUGAGCAGCAAUGCCGGCAGCAGCAGCAACACCACUGCCACCAAUGGGCUAAAGGCGGCGGCCAAGAAGACGCCCGUCAUCCUGCUGGCCGCCCGCGGCGGUGGCAAGCCCACGCCGAUCAGCAUCCUCAAUGGCGGCACCAAGCCAGGCAACCCAACUGGAUCCGAAGCUGUCACGGUGGUGCGCGUCAAUGCAGCCAGUCGUGGCCAGCGCCAGGAGCAGCCCCUACCCCAGGAGACUGAAGCGGAGGACCUGCCCGAGGACGAGGAGCUCGAAGAAGAGUUGGACGAGGAUGGAACGCCGCUUAGUGGGCUGUCCUCGUCCACAGCGCAAAUACUUCGCAAGUUCCGCAUCCCCAAGGGAACGGCUCUCACCGCCAAGUCGGGAGAGAACUACCUGGCCAUGCCCACGCCCACUCCCUCGCCGCCUGGAGUCAGUGUGGUCAGUUCGGCCGUUGACUCUGCCGAGUACGUUGAGAACGAGGACGACAUUAUCGAAGAACUCAACGAAGACGACCUGGUCGAGGAGAUCAUCGACGAAGAGGCCGUCGGCGAGGAGCAGUCGGAGCUUGCCGAGGCCCCGCCAGCUGCCGCCGAAAGCAAUGGCCUGGACCUGAGCAGUUCGAAUGGUACCACGGCAACGACGACAACCGCCACGAUGAUGCUCGCCCCCAACCCACCGCCACUACAGCUGCAGACAGUGGGCCCCAAUGGCACCGUCACCUGCUUCAACCUGCCGGCCAACACCAUCCUGCUGCAGUCCGCCGAUGGCAGCAUCAUUGCCGCCACCCAGGUGCCGCAUCCCAACAAGGCCGGCCAACAGCAGCUGAUAGCCCUGCCGGGAAACGUGGCACUAGCACCUGAACCAACUGCUCAGGCCCCACAGGCCACGCAAACGCUUCUACUAACGGCCGAUGGCACGGCCAUUCCCAUCCUGGCCGCCACCACUCCUCAGCAGCAACAGCAGCAGCAGCAGCAGCAGCAGCAACAACAGCAACAGGCUGCUGCUGCUGCUGCUCAGUUGUUUGCCGCGUAGGGUCUAAUGGGUGGCCAAAUGGGUCGAUUUUUGAACAGCGCCACCAUAAUACCGACCACCUACUUCUUUUAAAGACCAAAACUGGGUUGCCCAUGACUCAGGGCUGUUGCUAAAGCCCUGAGUUGUCGGCAACCACAGCCCUAGCCUCGAACCAUGAUGUCAAAAAUCGUCACAUUCGGCCACCAAAGAGGGGAACGAAACUGAAACUGAAACAAAACUCAAAAAUAACUCAAAAAGAAGCCAAGCUAAAUCACUGAUAUUACUACAAUGUUGGAUGUGCAUAGAAGUUUAUUUUUUUAUUAACCAAAU
This is a messenger RNA of Drosophila bipectinata, 6479 nucleotides long. RefSeq names its product Lysine demethylase 4B (gene Kdm4B). Gene Ontology annotation, molecular function: histone H3K9 demethylase activity; myosin II head/neck binding. The record is from RefSeq and is a predicted model, not a curated record. Gene Ontology annotation, cellular component: nucleus; stress fiber; chromatin. Lineage: Eukaryota; Metazoa; Arthropoda; Insecta; Diptera; Drosophilidae. Gene Ontology annotation, biological process: regulation of focal adhesion assembly; chromatin remodeling; regulation of gene expression.